Protopterus annectens (West African lungfish) is the source of this 5368-nucleotide messenger RNA. It is a transcript of the gene NISCH, whose product is annotated as nischarin. The coding region runs from base 191 to 4693 and encodes 1500 amino acids. The transcript has 21 exons. Gene Ontology annotation, molecular function: protein kinase binding; phosphatidylinositol binding. Gene Ontology annotation, cellular component: cytoplasm. Lineage: Eukaryota; Metazoa; Chordata; Ceratodontiformes; Protopteridae. The record is from RefSeq and is a predicted model, not a curated record.
ACGCUGGGGGCGGAGCAUAGGAAGCGUGCCCAAACAGUCAUGGAGCGUGCAAAGGAGUUAGCUUCGUUUGCAGACAACAACAAUCACAACAUCCGCUGACAACGUGAACGUGUCAGUCGCCUAAAGACAGCUUUGCACAUCAAGAGGAGAGACUCGUGGUCUCUCCCGCUGUGCGCGCCCGGGGAGCGAGAUGGAUGCCGCGGCGGCGCCCUUCACGGGAGAGGCGAGCGAGCCCAAAGUAGUGCGCAUUACUGGCUCCGAGCUGGUGGAUAACUACACGGUCUACAUCAUUAACGUGUACGUUGGAAUCCAUCAGUGGAUGGUCAAACAUCGAUAUAGUGACUUUCAUGACCUGCAUGAAAAGCUGACCACAGAAAAGAAGAUCAACAAGAACUUAUUGCCUCCAAAGAAGAUAAUUGGGAAGAACUCCAAAAGUCUAGUAGAGAAGCGUCAAAAAGAACUGGAGGUCUACUUACAGACUCUACUUAAAACAUUUCCUUUUGCGUCCCCUAAAGUAUUAUCCUGUUUUCUUAAUUUUAACUUGUAUGAGAUCAAUGGUAUCACCGCUACACUGGCUGAGGAACUGUUUCAUAAAGGAGAGCAGCUUUUGGUAUUAGGAGAGGUUUUUGAGAUCAGGCCCCUGCAGCUUUAUGCCAUCACUCAGCAACUGCGGCAAGCAAAACCAACUAACAUUGACAAUGACGCAAAGACUGACCUGGGCCACAUCCUAGAUUUCACCUGCCGACUUAGAUAUUUAAAGAUAACCGGAACCAGGGGACGCGUUGGUAGUAGCACCAUCGAGGAACAGCUACUUCCCUUUGAUUUGUCCAUAUUUAAAUCACUGCUUCAAGUUGAGAUCAACAACUGUGAUGCAGCACGAAUCAAAGGUCUUCCUUCUCUGAAACCAACACUUUCAACAAUGAGCAUUCAUUUUUCAGUAGUAUCAAUGAAGGACAUCCUGGUGCCUGAAGCUGCUGAGUUUGAGCAGUGGGAAGUAGAGGGCUUGGCCACAGAGCUUCCAGUAGCAGCUGUCAUCCCAGCCUGGAAGAUGCUAACCACUCUGGAUAUGAGUCAUAACCAGAUCUCCAGCAUUGAUGAGUCUGUGAAAGUAAUCCCAAAAGCUGAGUUCCUUGACUUGAGUCACAAUGAAAUUUCAUUGUUAGAAAAUUUACAGUUUCUGUACAAUCUCAUUCAUGUGGACCUGUCAUACAACAAGCUGACAUCAUUAGAAGGUGCUCAUGCCAAACUUGGAAACAUCAAAACCCUAAAUUUGGCUGGGAAUUUGCUGGAAAGUUUAUCUGGCCUGAGCAAGUUGUACUCUCUUGUCAACCUGGACUUGAGCAACAACAGAGUAGCACAGAUAGAAGAAAUCAAGCAUGUAGGAGGAUUGCCGUGUUUGGAAAAGAUUAUUCUGUCCAACAAUCCAUUGAGCAUUAUUCCUGAUUAUAGAACCAAGGUGCUGGUGCAGUUUGGAGACAGGGCCUCUGAGGUGUGCUUAGAUAAUACAGUUACAACAGAAAAAGAAAUGGACACUGUGGCAGUGCUGAAAGCAAUUCAGAAAUCAAAGGAAACCAAGAACUGGAUAAAUAAUUCAGAUAGAAAAAUCAUUGAGGACUGCAGGCUUACUGCUGCUGCUGGUUCCAACUCCAACUGCUCUUACCUUCCUGUUCCGCCUUCCUCUCCUCCUUUGUCCCAUCCUGCCAGCUCAAGCCAAGAAAUAAUUUGUACAGAAGAAGCCCUAGUCAGCAUUUCAGCUCCUAGCGACAUUUUGACUCCCAAGGACCCUACAGUUACCCAGACAUGCAUGCACACCUCUGUUCCUGGUCAUAAAGGUGAAGAGCAUGCGGAUCUCCAGACAAGUAAAGUCCCUGCUGAAUCUAUAGAAGAAAAUGGACCUAGUCAUGUGAGUUUUUGCCGUGGGGAAAGAGCAGAAGGUAUUUUGUUUGACCCGAAGAGGACAGCAGUGCUGCCCUUCUCUUGUGUAUCGUAUACUGCCAGCAACCAUGACUUGGUUUCUCGUUUAUCUGAAAAGCUUGACCAGGCUUACCAUGUUGUACAUGACCCCUCACUCAAGGAGAAACAAAGCGAGAAGCCUGUGAGCGACUCCAGUGUAGAGGAGAAGUAUAACGAGAAGCCUGUCAGCGACUCCAGCGUACAGGAGAAAUAUAAUGAGAAGCCUGUUGGCGACUCCAGCGUACAAGAGAAGUAUAAAGAGAAGCCUGUCAGUGACUCCAGCGUACAGGAGAAAUAUAAUGAGAAGCCUGUUGGCGACUCCAGUGUACAGGAGAAAUAUAAAGAGAAGCCUGUUGGCGACUCCAGCGCACCUCCUGAAGAAGAUGACUAUUUUGAAAUGGGUCUUUGUGAAGGAGGGCAUAUUUUAGACUGUACUGGCUCUUUAGAAACUUCAGAUUCUGAAAAUGUUGGACUUGAGUGCAGCCAGGAGGCUCAAGUACUGUGGGGAUUCAUCAUACAGACCAGUCAUGAGUUGCGAACAUUUGCAUCUUGUGUCAUGCUUACCAGUAAAGUACUGGCAGUGUUUCAGAUUCUGCACCAUGACCUUGAUGGAACCACACAAAGCAUUCUCAGAAACCUACAUUUAACAAUUUCUUUCCCAUACAAGGACCUCGUGGAAGUUGGAUUUCAAAUUCCAGAAGUUUGUUUACUGCUCAGAACAAAAGACAGCAAUGCCACCUUCCACAUCCUUUCUGACUCUCAGAAUUUAAAAGAUUUUUACUCUUCUUUGUGCAAAUUUUGCAGUCUGAACUCUGUGAGCUGGAACUCAAGACUGUAUUUACUGAAUAAUACCUUACAGGAGUUUUUUGACCAGCUGAUAGCACUUCAUCCAUUUUCUUCUUGCCGUACAGAACUGAAGGGAUGUUUUCCAGUCUAUCUUUUGCAAAGUAAGGGAACUGUGACCCAAGGCAAGCUCCAGCAGGCAAGGUCUCCAAAUAUUGGGCUGCAGACUAAAAAUACUUCAUUUUCUGAUAUUUGUUCAACUCUGUAUGAACAAGCUGAUCACAAUGGAUCAGUUUAUGAACCUUGUCUUAUUUUACUGACAGCCCAGCAUGUGUUUGUAAUAAAGGUGGACUUUUGCAAACUAUCUGGAGUUAUGGAUUCUGAAAGGAUGAACAAUGCUUUCAAACUGCAUAGGUUUCCACUGGCUUCUCUGCUUCUGCAUCCAAAGUACAGUUCCACGAGUCUACAGGAAGGCACGUUUUCAGACAUCCAUGUGAUCGAACUGCUAAUUGGACAUUCCCCUGCCAUGGCAGUGUUUGUCUUACCUCAUGAGAAGUUCCAUUUUUUGAGAGUGUACAGUCUCUUGAGAACAUGUCUGCAGGAUGUGAAGACAAUUGUCGUGUUCGAGACCCCUGAAAAAUUAGUAUCCCCAAAAACGUAUCCCUUGGAGAACACCCACUCUGGGAGUGGGUCAGGCAGUUCUCCCGAUCUGUAUCCCACAUGUCUCUCUCUGCCAUGUAUUUAUCCCUCUGAGGUGCUACUCCAGAAACUGACUGAAGAAAACCACUGCCCCUCUUAUUUGUCUCGCUGCCCUUCUCUUCAGUACGCAGCUGAAUGCAAAGGGAAAGCCAUAGUGGAUUUUUUCCAUUGCAGUGUUGCUGAGGUGGAGAAUGAAGAGCUGAGGCAUCUCAUGUGGUCUUCUGUCCUCUUUUAUAAAAUGCCAAAUUUGGAAGUGUCAUCCUGCGUCUUGCUUUCCACUAAGGCAAUAUAUUUCAUACUGGAGGAUUCUGCUGCUGAAUUCAUUGAACAAACUGACUUCUGGAAUGAAAGGUCCUCCAUUUGUGAUGACAGUGGCUACCAUCUAUCUCACUGCUUCGUACUGAAACUGAAUGACGUGGUGUCUGUGAACGUGGGACUCUUUGAUCAGUAUUUUCGUAUUGCUGGUCCCUCUGCAGACCACAUUGUCACCUGCCUAACCAGGGACAGCUACAGCACCCAUGCCUUCAUACAGCAGCUGAUGGCUGUACUGUCAUUGUUAGCAAGAACACCUUCACCAGAGCCAGUGGAAAAAGACUUUUAUUCUGAAUUUGGGGACAGAACUGCAGGAAAAAUGGAGAAUUAUGAGUUUGUCCAUUCUAGCAGAGUCAAGUUCAUAUACCCAAGUGAGGAGGAAAUUGGAGACUUGGCUUUUUUAGCUGCUGAAAAAAUGAACAUUACAAACAGUACUCCAUCUCUGAAUAUUUUGUUAUAUGUGCUAGUGUUUCAGGUGAGCAUUUUAGAAGGAAAUGCUCAGUCGAAUAAUGCUGUCCUCCAUCCUAAAACAUUGAUUCUGACUAGUACAGACAUGUUCCUUUUUAAUGAGGAUUACAUCUGCUAUCCCGUGCCUGAAUUUGCUAAGGAGCCACCUCAGAGAGAAAAGUACCAGCUAACUGAUGCACGGCGAAUCCGUGAUUUAGACCGUGUUCUACUGGGAUAUCAGACUUAUCCUCAAGCUCUGACUCUUGCGUUUGAUGAUGUCCAGAACCAGGAUCUGAUGUGUAGCUUAACUGUUGAUCACUUUGGUGAACCAUUGACCACUUCCACCAGACCCUGUAAAAAUGAAUCUAGGGGUGACCAUGAAGUACAGUGGUGCAUCUUUGUUCCUAGUGCAGAAAGUCGUGAGAAGAUGAUAUCGCUGUUGGCUAGACAGUGGGAGAUUUUAUGCAGUAGAGAGCUACCACUAGAGCUCACGGGGUGAGAAAUAAAUAAGUAAACGGUCUUGCUUCCCAGAAAGCGAAAAGCCUGCUGAUAGAGCUGACACUGCAGUCAACAUUUCAGCUUGUAUAACUACUAAAUAAAGACAGUUGUGUAAACGUUUACCGCAAAGGAGCAAUGAAAUGGCAAAAAAGAUGAAAAAUCAAAGGACAUUAAAAAUUAAAAUAAUGCAUCUAUGUUUAUAUUUCAGAAAAUUUUCUUUGCAAAUAGAAUUGGGAAACAAAACUUACAGAUACUGAAAUUGAGGGUGGAAGAUUGCUGUACUUCACCUCUACCUUGACCUGACUUUGUACAUAGUGUGUGCAAAGCAUUCUGGGAAUCUUUAUGGAACAAAAGGAGUCAACCCUAAAUAUUGAAUGUUGUCUAGGGCUUAUGAAGUUAUAUUCUGUGAAUUUAUUUUGUAUAUAAUUUGUGAAGGUCUUUUGUAUAAAUAAUAUGGUUUAUUGCAUGUUACAGGACGUUUAAGUGCAAUUGUUUGUACCUAGCUAAUAUAUUUUAUUCAUUAUGCUGCUAGUGUUUGUUUUAAAAAAAACAAUGGGCUUUUACACUCACUUUUUCACACCUUUAAAAAAACAUAAAAUUGCACAGCAUUUCGGAAGUUUAAAAAGGUAAAAUUGUAAAUGCCAUAUUUGAAUAAAACAUUUUCUGCAGAAAUGUA